GAGUUAUCAUAAUGAAUGCGGAACAAAGUAAGAGUCUGCUUUCUAGCGGGCACCUUUCGGCCGAUCCAUACAUCAAUAACUGUUAUUCCGAAAUGUGCAUGUCAACGACACAAGUUGCACCACAACCUGGGAAGCACAAAAUCGGAUGGGUGAUCGCAGCAAUAUUUAUCAUUGCCGAUAUGGUUGGAGGAGGAGUUGUAGCAAUGCCUGUCGCAUUCAAAUUGUCUGGACUUCCAAUGGGUAUACUUAUAAUGCUUACUGUAGCAGUUAGUUUCGAAUACACUGGAUACCUUCUCGGUAAGGUAUGGAACAAAAUAAUGGAGAGGAAUCCACAUAUUGGUGUCUGCCGGAAACCGUUUCCAGAGAUGGCAAAAAGAACAAUGGGAACCAAUAUGCAACGGUUCACGUCAGUUCUUGGUAAUGUAACUCAAUUUGGUGUAUCAGUUGUAUACCUUCUGCUGUCAGCAAAUAUUAUUCAUUUCUUCAUUAGCCAUGUUCUACACGUUGAUAGCAUUUCUAACUGUUUAGUAAUUACUGUACUUGCAUUCCUCAUUUGGCCAUUCACAUUGUUGGCAAGUCCAGGAGAGUUCUGGGUUGUCAUUGUGUUCGCCAUGUUGACUACAGUAAUCGCAGUUGUCUCAAUCCAUACUGGAAUUGCUUUGGACUCGACUGCAUGUUUCUCAGCUGUAUCAUAUCCAGUGACAACAAGCACAUCAACAAUUCUUUCGUUUGGAAUCUUUUUGUUUGCUUUCUCUGGGCACUACGUAUUUCCAACAAUUCAACACGAUAUGAAGAAUCCAAGAGAUUUCACAAAAUCGAUAUUUGCUGGAUUCUUGGGUGUUGUCAUUCUUUAUCUUCCACUCUGUAUAUUUGCAUUUGUGGUUUAUGGAGAUUCAAUGACUGAUUCAGUUAUUUACAGUAUUCAAAGUCCUUCAUUGCAGCUUCUUGCCAAUUUGAUGAUCUCAUUUCAUUGUAUAAUGACUCUUGUAAUUGUAAUUAAUCCAUUAAAUCAAGAAGUUGAACAUUAUGCAAAGAUCUCACAUGCCUUUGGAAUUGGAAGAGUUAUUACUAGAACUAUUGUUCUAUUCUUGGUUCUUUUUGUCGCACUGACUGUUCCAGAUUUCCAACCUGUUAUGAAUCUUGUUGGAGCUUCAACAAUUCCAAUGGGAUGUGCCGUCCUUCCUUCACUUUUCUACUUGUACUCAGAAGCUGCCACAGAAGAGGAAUGGAGGAAAGGAAAGAUUCCAACACUCAGAGAAGUAUUGGAUCGGACAGACAAAACUGUUUUGAUUAUCAACCUUAUCAUCAUCUUCGGAGCCAUUCUUGGUGGAGUGCUCGGAUCAUAUCAAGGAGUUCUCAAACUGAUCAAAGCAAAGUUUACCGAACCAUGUUAUAUACGGUUAUUCACUGAAACCACCUACAAUUCUACAUUCCAAGUCAAAAAUGUUUGCUGUGGCGCAAACCGAGACAUCAACGUGUUCAAUGUGACCGAUUUCUGCUAAACUCCAUCAAAUUGUUCAUCCUCAUCGAAUCGUUCACUUCCAUCUCUUCAACAUUCACUUUUUGUUCAUUUAAUGAAAACAGUCUUCUAUGUAUCAAGUCUUCUUGUUCCACAACUGUCAUUUCUGACAUCAUUUUGUACAUUCUAGAUAUAGAUGAGUUCAUUCACACUUUAGUUGUUCCGUAUGUUUACACGGGACCUAUUUUCUUUCUUUUUUCCUCAAUAAUCUCAUUACCCUGUCUUAAAUCUAGUCAUCCAUCCUCACAAGAUCCAAAACACAAAGAAACAAUGAGAAAAACAGGAACACUUUUUCUUGGUUUCUUCUGUAUAUCCUAAAAUCUCAUUUCAUUUCAUCGUUUUCUCUUUUUUUUUUGUCAGUAAUUUAAUCAAUAUUAUAUAUAUAUAAUGUAUUUAAUUGAUGGUUUCUUUACAGGUAACCACUUUCUACCCCCGUCCCUCACACAAAACCCCAGUACUUUCCAUUGAUUUUGGAGCAAAUAAAUAAUUAAAUAAA
Messenger RNA from Caenorhabditis elegans, 2015 nucleotides. It is a transcript of the gene F21D12.3, whose product is annotated as Amino acid transporter transmembrane domain-containing protein. The transcript is spliced from 9 exons. Bases 12 to 1502 code for a protein of 496 amino acids. Gene Ontology annotation, cellular component: membrane. NCBI's taxonomy places the organism in Eukaryota, Metazoa, Nematoda, Chromadorea, Rhabditida, Rhabditidae. The record is from RefSeq and is marked reviewed.